Molecule: messenger RNA, 906 nt
Organism: Huiozyma naganishii CBS 8797
Lineage: Eukaryota; Fungi; Ascomycota; Saccharomycetes; Saccharomycetales; Saccharomycetaceae
Gene: SFM1
Product: protein-arginine N-methyltransferase SFM1
Exons: 1
Coding region: 1-906 (301 amino acids)
Biological process (GO): peptidyl-arginine methylation
Molecular function (GO): protein-arginine omega-N monomethyltransferase activity
Source: RefSeq, a predicted model, not a curated record
AUGCAACCCGCAACGGCUCACAGAUCCCAUGGACCAGUAUCUGUAGAGACCUCCCCCCCCACAGUCAUCGGCCUCUGGAAAAUUUUCACUUUUAACGAAUUCAACAGCGCGAUGAGCAACGGAGCACUGGGCUCGACCUUUUGUUCAAUUGGUAGCUGGAGAUCUAUACUUUUGUGUUGGACAAUUCAUUCCCUCGUACCGGAGCUCAUUACAAAACCUCUGUCUCCACGCACCCACACUCUCCUUGUUCCACACUGUGUAAAGGAAAUGAAGUACGUUAUUGAGCACAUGGAGGAUGGGUUCAGCGAGUGGGUGAUACUAGAGUACUUGCAGAUCCUGAGGGACGUUGGUCGCGAGAAUCUCCACCUGACCUCUCUUCCCGAGGGCACCAAGGAUCAGGAUAUCCCACAGAGGUUGCGCGAUGCGGGUCUUCAGUGGUCCACGGGCGGACUGAAGAGCGCCGCCGAGACGGGGUCGCCCGCGAUGGUCAACGGCCGGGUGUGUCUGCUGGACCCUCGCGCUGAACAAGAUCUGUCGCCCGAGGACGCAACGCAGUUCGACUACUUCGUGUUCGGUGGGAUCCUAGGGGACCACCCUCCGCGCGACCGGACGAGCGAGUUGAAGGAAAUGUACCCUGGCAUGCUAGUUGGGAGACGCCUGGGCGAUAAACAAAUGACCACGGACACAGCGGUGCGGACGACACAGCUCGUACUACGCGGGCAGCAGUCAUUGAGCAGGAUCCAGUUCGUCGACUACCCGGAGUUCCGCUUCUCGAAACAUGAGGCCACGGAAAUGCCCUUCAGGUACGUCGCGGACACCGCCUCGGGCAAACCGAUCCUCCCAGAGGGGAUGAUGCAGCUGAUCAAGGAGGACUCGCAACAGACGCUCGACGACUUGCUCCUGUAG